AGGGGAUGGGCCUCAGCAUCCUGAGCUCCAGAGAGCACGGCUGGGCCCCUGGCACUCCCACCUCCUCAAAGCCAUGAGGCAAGAGUGUUCUCCUUAUGUGACUAGGCACAGGUUCCAAGUGGGGAGGGGACUGGCUCAGCAUCCGGAACCAAAAUAGGAAUAGAACUGGGAGCUGAGCCUGGAGCGGUUCUGGGCUUUGGUUCUCCGCAUCAACACAGCCAGCAUGCCUAUGAUUUCUGUGCUGGGCAAAAUGUUUCUGUGGCAGCGUGAAGGGCCUGGAGGACGAUGGACUUGUCAGACAAGUCGCAGAGUGGCCUCGGACCCUGCGUGGGCUGUGGAGUGGAUCGAACUUCCUCGGGGCCUCUCUCUGUCUUCCUUGGGAUCUGCUCGGACCCUCCGAGGUUGGAGCCGGUCCUCCCGCCCUUCCUCCGUGGACAGCCAGGACUUGCCAGAGGUGAAUGUUGGAGACACAGUCGCGAUGCUGCCCAAGUCCCGGAGAGCUCUAACUAUCCAGGAGAUCGCUGCUUUGGCCAGAUCCUCUCUGCAUGGUAUUUCCCAGGUGGUGAAGGACCACGUGACCAAACCCACCGCGAUGGCUCAGGGCCGAGUGGCUCACCUCAUUGAGUGGAAGGGCUGGAGCAAGCCGAGUGACUCACCUGCUGCCCUGGAAUCAGCCUUUUCUUCCUAUUCAGACCUCAGUGAGGGUGAACAAGAAGCUCGUUUUGCAGCAGGAGUGGCUGAGCAGUUUGCCAUUGCAGAGGCCAAGCUCCGGGCAUGGUCUUCGGUGGAUGGUGAGGACUCCACUGAUGAAUCCUAUGAUGAGGACUUUGCUGGGGGAGCUGAUUCAGACUUGGCUGGGCAGCUGCCCCUGGGGCCCCACCUUCAGGACCUCUUCACUGGCCACAGAUUCUCCCGGCCUAUCCGCCAGGGCUCCGUGGAGCCUGAGAGCGACUGCUCACAGACCGUGUCCCCAGAGACCCUGUGCUCUAGUUUGUGCAGCCUGGAGGAUGGCUUGCUGGGCUCUCCAGCCCGCCUGACCUCCCAGCUGCUGGGUGAUGAGCUGCUCCUUGCCAAACUGCCCUCCAGCCGGGAAAGUGCCUUCCGUAGCCUGGGCCCAUUGGAGGCCCAGGACUCACUCUACAACGCGCCUCUCAUGGAGUCCUGCCUUCCCUCCGCCGAGGAGGAGCGAGCCCCCUACAAGGACUGCCAGCCGCUUUGCUCACCACCAGUGGGCAGCUGGGAACCGCAGCGGAAAGCCUCUGAUGUAGCUGCUUCUGGGGUGGUGUCAUUAGAUGAGGAUGAGGCAGAGCCGGAGGAACAGUGACCCAAAUCAUGCCUGGUGAUGGCAUGCGCCCCCUGGCUGCUGCUGGGGGCACAGCCUCCACGCCCAAGUGCGGGUGGAAGGCUUCCAGCGGAGCUCCAAAGCCUAGAGGGCUCCUGGGAGCGCUCGCUCACUCCUCUGUUGUGUGUUUUGCAUGAAAGUGUUUGGAGAGGAGGCAGGGGCCAGGCUGGGGGGUGCAUGUCCUGCCCCCACUCUUGGGGUUUGCCGGGGGUUGCCCGGGGCCCCUCGGGCAUGGCUACAGCUGUGGCAGAGAGUGAUGUUCAUGUUCUUAAAAACGCCACAUACACAUUUCCUCCUCAGAUGUGAACCCCAAGGGAGGGUGGUUGUGACUGGUCUGUGUGGGGUAGAGUGGGAGGGCGCCUGGCCUCCUCCCAUGUUCCCAUUCCUCUCUUCUGCUACUUUCCACCUCUGAGUCCACGUGCAGUGCUUGAUAGAAUCACCCCUAUCUGGGGCAGGGGGCAGGGGCUGGCUCUUACCCUCCUGGAGCCUAUGGAUUGAGCCAUCCCCCAAGGUCCCCUUGCCUAACUGGGCUCGUGCUGUGCUUCACCUCUCCAUCAUCUCUAAAUCUUCUUUUUCCUAAAGAAAGAGGGGUUUUGGUCUGUUCUUUCAGUUGGAUCUUCUCUGGGAAGCACUGGAAUAAUGAAAGCAUGUGCCCGUCACCCUUUGCCUGCCCCCACCUCAGCCCUUUACCAGCCUUCGGUAGGAUGUGCGGUCAGGGUCCUGGCAACACGCUGGGCUACCCCAUUCACUGAGUUCUCUUUAGGGUGGAGUUGAGAAGGGAUGGCUCUGGUUGCCACAGAGCUGUGACUCUGAUGUUCUUAAGAGAGAGCCACAAGGGGGCCACAUGGUGGCUGGGCAUUUGUCUGCUGAUUGCCUGAGUAGGGCAGGAAUUGUGCCAAUUAGUGAAAGUCAUGAGGGAGGAGUGUCCCUCCUUGGGGAGGAAUGAGGGUAGUGCCUUUCUUGGCUGAACAAAAGGCCAAAGCUACAGUACUGGGGGCCUCUGCUCCAGCCAGGGUGUUGAUGACCAGGCAGUGGGGGUCUCUGUAGAUCCUGUACUCUACCAACAGCAGGCUCUCGAGUUUUACAACUUGGGGGUGGGGGGUAUGGGUGCCUGCAGAAUUCAGAGCCUUGUAGGCUUUGGCUGGUAAGAGGACCCAGGUAAGGACAAGAGCCGAUGGGCACAGGCAUUCUAUAUAUAAGUGGCUCACUAGGUAUUUAUUUUGUUCUAUGUAAGAAUUUGUUUUAUUAAAUUAAUAUAAAAAUCUU
Molecule: messenger RNA, 2608 nt
Organism: Manis pentadactyla (Chinese pangolin)
Lineage: Eukaryota; Metazoa; Chordata; Mammalia; Pholidota; Manidae
Gene: FAM131A
Product: family with sequence similarity 131 member A
Exons: 6
Coding region: 224-1324 (366 amino acids)
Source: RefSeq, a predicted model, not a curated record